Molecule: messenger RNA, 1352 nt
Organism: Rhododendron vialii
Lineage: Eukaryota; Viridiplantae; Streptophyta; Magnoliopsida; Ericales; Ericaceae
Product: LOB domain-containing protein 41-like
Exons: 2
Coding region: 345-1100 (251 amino acids)
Biological process (GO): regulation of gene expression
Source: RefSeq, a predicted model, not a curated record
GAAAUCGUUUCUACUCCUGCGCCCGAGGAAUGAGGAUAGUGUGGUUGCCUGGAUACGGCCCUAUGGUAAGAGGGGCUCGGCCGCAAUCAUUCGGGAGUGAACUAACGCGCCGCCUACUGGCGUGGUAAAUGCUCCGUUUUUACUAUAAAAUAUCCAAAAGCCAUUAGUUUCCCACAUCCCUAGAACGUGGGAAAACCUGGUUUUCUCGAAACAGCUUGCGCCCUUCCUCCCCAAAACCCCAUUGCUUAUAUAUAUAUAUAUACCCCCGUACUACCAUAUCGCCAUUUCUCUCUUUCUCUCUCUCUCUCUUGGAAAGUUUAAACUGGAAGUAGUGGCUAGCAACAAUGCGGAUGAGCUGUAACGGAUGCAGGGUACUCCGGAAGGGAUGCAGUGAGAACUGCAGCAUCAGGCCGUGCCUUCAGUGGAUCAAGAGCCCCGAGUCGCAGGCCAACGCCACCGUCUUCCUGGCCAAGUUCUACGGCCGCGCCGGACUUAUCAACCUCGUCAACGCCGGCCCCGAACACCUCCGCCCUGCGAUCUUUCGAUCACUACUGUACGAGGCAUGUGGGAGGAUAGUGAACCCGAUAUACGGGUCGGUCGGGUUGCUCUGGUCAGGAACAUGGUCGCUCUGCCAUAACGCUGUGGAAGCCGUUCUAAACGGGGCUCCGAUAACCCCGAUAGCGUCCGAUUCGGCCGAGUGCCACAACGGGCCGCCGCUAAAGGCCUACGACAUCCGUCACGUCUCCAAGGAGGACAACUCAUCCGGGUCGAAAGACCUCCACCGGGUCAGGACCCGGUGCCGGUUCAAGAAGUCGGCCGCCAAGCCCAAUCCCAGCAGCCGCAAGUGCGACGCCGACUCGGGCCACGACGAGUUGAACCGGUCGACGAGUCACGACUCGUCUCUGAGUCACCAGUCCGAGGCGAACACCGUGGGCGGUGAGAGCCGGGAGGUGGCCUCGAUCGCGCGCCGCGCCGAGCCGGAGUCGGAGCGGGCCGAGGACGGGGAGGUUGAGCUGGAGCUGACUCUCGGGUUGGAGCCUGUUUCGCGAUCUCGGGGCGUGAGCGUCAAGGGAAAGACGUCGGAGCUGGGGUUUGAGUAGCCGGCGAGAUCGAUCGCGGUUUCCUUUCUGGAGUUUUUUGACGGCCAUGACCGUAAAAGUUUUUUGUUUUUGUUUCGUUUUUUUUUUUUUAAAUUUCUGCUGAGGAUUAGGUUUAUUAUUGGUUUAUGAUAUGGUUUGUUUUUUUUUGCUUCUUGAGGGUUUUUUGUGAAAAAAGCGACAUGUACAAAUGGGGAUGUUUACUAGACAAAGCAUAUGAAAUAUAUAUAUAGAAGGACAGAGAGAUUAUUAUCA